Molecule: messenger RNA, 3361 nt
Organism: Sus scrofa (pig)
Lineage: Eukaryota; Metazoa; Chordata; Mammalia; Artiodactyla; Suidae
Source: RefSeq, a predicted model, not a curated record
GUGACCUCCAGGCCCGGGGCUUAGCCCCCCACCCCCACCCCGAGCCUCCAGGAGCUGAGGACCAGAGACCUGCUUGGGGGCGGAAGGAGGGAGGGGUGACAGCAAGCCCUGGAGGACCCGGGCCUUGGGGACUGGGGGCCGAGGUGGGGCUUGAUGGGGGCUCCAGACCCAGCAGGCUGCCGAGGGAGGCUUGAGGUGGGGUGGGGGUGCCCAAGCCCCCUGUCCCCCUCUGCAUCACUGAGGGUGGGGCCUUAUCAAGUGGAGACGUUGCAUCUGGUAUCAAAUGCCAAAGUCUACGCCGCGACCAUCUGCAGCGGCCUCCGUGACACCUGAUAGGAGAGGUCCCCGAGUUCCCGGCUCCCAGCACUUCCGGUCCACACCCCAGCACCUGGGCCGCCCACCAGGUCCUCUUCCAGCCAGGACCAGCCGCAGAGCCCGGGUGCCCUCAGCUCUGUCCCCGCAAAACUGGACCGGGCUCCUCUGACAGCCACUUGAGGUCCCUGCAGCCGUCUCCCUGUGGACAGAGGAAACAGAAGAUCUGGACUUGGGCCCCAAAUCCAUGCCGAAUUCCCUCACCGGCGGCCAGGUGCCCCCCCGUGCUCUGGACACAGUUGGCCUGGUGGACCAGGGUCUGGGAAAUGCAGGUGCCCAGGAGACAGCCAGGUCCCUGGCCCUGCCUGACCCAACCCCUGCAGGGACCGCCGGUUCUGCUCCCACCUUGGAAGAGGGGGACACAGACCCCUGGGCCCUCCCCCAGCUGAAGGACACUGGCCAGUCCUGGAAAGAGCUCAGCGUGACCGGCAGGGCGCUGCAGGUGGUGGUCGGCGUCCUCAAGGCCUGCGGGCUCCUGGGCGGCCUCUACCUCUUCAUCUGCUCCCUGGACAUCCUCAGCUCUGCCUUCCAGCUGCUGGGCAGCAAAGUAGCCGGGGACGCCUUCAAGGACAACGUGGUGCUGUCCAACCCCGUGGCUGGGCUGGUCCUCGGCGUGCUGGUCACUGUCCUCGUGCAGAGCUCCAGCACGUCCUCCUCCAUCGUGGUCAGCAUGGUGGCCUCCAAGCUGCUGACCGUCCGGGCAUCUGUGCCCAUCAUCAUGGGUGUCAACGUGGGCACAUCCAUCACCAGCACCCUGGUCUCGAUGGCACAGUCGGGGGACCGGGAUGUGUUUCGGAGGGCCUUCGGGGGCUCGGCCGUGCACGGCAUUUUCAACUGGCUCACGGUGCUGGUCCUGCUGCCGCUAGAGAGCGCCGCCGCCCUGCUGGAGAGGCUCAGCGCUCUGACCCUGGGUGUCGCCAGCCUGCAGCCCGGGGGGCACGCACCAGACAUCCUCAAGGUGCUGACCCGGCCGCUCACAGACCUUAUUGUGCAGCUGGACGCUGAUGUGAUCGUGGGCAGUGCCACGGGCAACACCACCAACAGUAGCCUCAUUAAGAGAUGGUGCGGCACCAGGGCGCAGCCGACCGCGGGGAACAGCAGCCACUGCGGAGCGGCCGGCGGCUGCGGCGGCCCGGGUCCCGAGAGGAACAGCUCUGCCCCGGAGGAGCUGCUGCCCUGCCGCCACCUGUUUGCGGGCACAGUGCUCACGGACCUGGCCGUGGGCUUCAUCCUGCUGGCCGCCUCCCUGCUCGUGCUCUGCGCCUGCCUCGUCCUCAUCGUCAAGCUGCUCAACUCCGUCCUGCGGGGCCGCAUCGCCCAGGCCGUGCGGACGGUCCUCAAUGCCGACUUCCCCUUCCCCUUCAGCUGGCUCAGCGGCUACCUGGCCAUCCUGGUGGGUGCGGGCCUGACCUUCGUGCUCCAGAGCAGCAGUGUCUUCACCGCAGCCAUCGUGCCACUCAUGGGGGUCGGGGUGAUCAGCCUGGACCGGGCCUACCCUCUCUUGCUGGGCUCCAACAUCGGCACCACCACCACGGCCCUGCUGGCCGCCCUGGCCAGCCCUGCGGAUACGCUGCUCAGUGGCGUCCAGGGCGCCCUCCACCCCCAGCAGCCCAAACCCAAAAGGACCCGGACUCACCAUCCUCCUUCGGAGGCCCCACCCACCUGUGCCGGCUGCUCCCUGCAUCCUGGCCCCCUCAGGACACCUGACUCUAGCCCCCAGCUGUGCGCUCCACACCCAGUCCUCUAUGCCCCACUGCCCUGGCUGGGACCGCUCUCUUCCACUGUCUCUGUCUCAGCUCUGACAGCUGCAGCUCCUGAGAGCCUGGAUCCAGCUGGGCUGCUGCCCGCUGGAAGGGGAGGCACCCCAGCCCUUCACAACUCCCAUCUGCUCCCUUGCCUUGCCUCUAUCUUUGUCUAUUCAGAACCUCCCAGGGCAGGGCCCUGCUCCACCCCCUCCAGGAAGCCCUCCAGACUGUGCCCACCAUACUGACUCAACUUCUCUGGCGACCCGUCUCUGGAGGGAGUUGUGUCCCCUCUGUGUGGGCCCCUGUAACUCCUCCCUACAGGAGCCAGGCCAGAGUCCGGGGCUGGGUGGCCAAACUCACUCAGGGAUGAGGAUAAGCAGGGUCGCUGUGGAUGUCGCAUCGGCGAAGCUAAGCCAGCUCUGGAGAAGGGCGAACCGCGGAACCAUCAGUGAUGCAGUUACCACACGGGGGGCUGUACUGGGCUUCUGACCCCCACAGUGCGGCGGGUGUGGGCGGAACGUGCCCUCCUAGGGGGCCAUCUUGGCCAACAAGCAGAACCCCAGACAGACUUCGGUGCCCUUUCUGCCAGGAAGGGGAAGGGCAGGCAUCAUGGGGAGCCCAGAGGACCCUGAACCACUGAGUCCAGGCUCCUGACCCCCGCCUGCCCUCCGCCCCCCAGGUCGCCCUCAUCCACUUCUUCUUCAACCUGAUCGGCAUCCUGUUGUGGUACGUGGUGCCCAUCCUACGGCUGCCCAUCCCACUGGCCAAGCACUUUGGGGACCUGACUGCCCGCUACCGCUGGGUGGCCAUCGCCUACCUGUUGCUCGGCUUCUUGCUGCUGCCUCUGGCUGCCUUCGGGCUCUCCCUGGCGGGGGGUAUCGUGCUGGCUGCAGUUGGGGGGCCCCUGGUGGUGCUGAUUGUCCUCAUCGUCCUGGUCACAGUCCUGCAGCGGCACCAGCCAGCCUGGCUGCCCCGCCGCUUGCGCUCCUGGGCCUGGCUGCCCCUCUGGCUCCGUUCUCUGGAGCCCUGGGACCGCCUGGUGAGCCGCUGCUGUCCCUGCCAGGUCUGCAGCCCUCCUCAGGCCGUGGCCAAGGAGGCCCACUGCUAUGAGAACCCCGAGGUCCUGGCUUCCCAGCAGUUGUGAGGGGGUUGACCUCUGGGUGCCCUGGGGGAUCCUAGAAGCUGUGGACUUCUGACUCACUCGGGUGGCUUUCUUAGCAAAUAAACCAGACUCUGCCCAGGCA